AUGAAAGUUUCCAAGAACGGCACUACCGACCAAAUCAAAGAGCGGGUGUUGCAGCAGUGGCUAGAAUGCAGUCCUCGGGCAGAAGUGUUGGCGUACUCUGGAGUGUGGGAUGCAGACACGAGUGGAAGUGCUUCCACAAUGCAUCAUACCGAUGCUGGUUCCAGCCAAAAGGUUGAAGACAAUGCUGCUGCCAGUGCAGCUGCUGAUGCUCAUGGAGAAUCUGGCAAUGGUGCUUCAGGGAGCUCUGAUCUCACACUUUUUGGACGUCAAACCUUCUCGAUGGUUCUUGCAGAUGUUGAGGACAAGACCAACUUCUACACGGGGAUCAAUGAAGGUCCGGCGUUGCAAUCCUUGCCUGAACCAACAACUGCGGAGACAGUUGCUGCAGCAACUGACGGUGUCCUACCUCUUGCAGCUUUAGUGAAGAUAUCUCAGGGCUUCCAAGAGACUGUUGAUGAUCCGGUAGCAGUUUUGCUGGCAGGCAUUUUGGAGAUGAAGAAACCCAAGCUAAAGCGGAAGAUUGUUCGCCGGGUCAUUUUGGGACCCAGGAACCUUUUCAAUCCAGAGGUCUUGAAGGAUGAGUUGGAUGCUACUGGGUUGGAACUUUGGGGCCUAGUUUGGCAUGAGAGUUGGCCUGUUGAUCUCCAGUUAUUUGCAGCUGGUGUGGGCAUUGCUGACCACAUGGAUGGCUUGUACGUGGGAAAACUUUCACGGAACGCCCCUGCAGAUCUUUCAGAAGGAAACCAGUGGCUCUCCUCGAAGUUUCUGGACUUUGGUGCUAUUGAGGUAGCUGAGUUAGCAGCUGAGACUGUUUCCAAGAGAGCGCGUGCUUCAGACACCACUGUGGAGAAAGGCAUUGAAGAUGCCAAGAUGGAGCAGGAGAAAGGUGAGCAGAUGAAAGAUGCAUUGCAUGCUUCUUUGCUUCAGAAAUGCAACGAGCACAAUGAGCUUGAAGAGAUGUCCAAAGCAUGGCAGGACUUCACUUCCAAUAUCCUACGCUCUCCAGAGGUUUUGGCGUUGGGCAAAAUCUCUGCAUUCGCCUUGGGGCAGAAGCUUGGCCUAGGUCAGGAGCAGGUGCAUUCUCAUUUGAUGGCAGAGCUAGCGGUGGAGUUAGCAGUUGAUGCAGGCAAGCUCAACACUCGAGACGAAGGUGAUCCCAAGUGGCUACAAGAAGAGUUUCCCUCAUGCGAUGUCAUCAAGGUAGCUUUUUACCUUCAGAAGCAAACUCAGGACAAGAGUGCCAAAGCUCUAAGGUCAUUGGAAACCAUGAAGCGAAAGUGUGGGUUAGUGCAGAAGUCCCAGACCAACAAGAAACUCCGUGCAAUCCAAGCAUUGGAAAAAGCUGUUGCAAAGCUUGAUCCUGACCCAGACACAGUGGAACAGCAGCUGGCAUUGAGGAAUGUCCGGAACCGUGCCCGCACAGGAGCAAAGAAGGAGAAAAAGAAAAGAUCCUUCGAUGAGGCAUUCAAAACUGCUGAACCCAAAGUCAAAAGAGCGGCUAGGAUCAGCAUUUUCCAGAAGGUUCAGAUUGUGGACUUUGCGGAGAAUUUGUUGCAGACCCAGAAGCCUAUCUCACAAGGUCGAAGGAAGAGAAAGGCUAAACCUACAGCGGGCAAGCAUCACGUGAGGGUCAACUUCCUCCGUGGUGUCAACUUGCAGCGGGCUUGCCAGCAGAAAUUUCCACAGCUUGGCAGAAUAAAAGUAGUCACAGUCCGGAGAUUGGCCAGAGAAUACAACAAGGGCCUCGAGAAAGCCCGGCAGAAGGCAAUUGAUUACAAUAACAAGCUGAUGCAAGAUCUCAAAGAUGCUGGCGUCAAAGCCAAGUACUUGUCCUCAUCCUUUGUUCCGAUUCCACAAGCUUGUCCAGAGAACCUGGAUAUGAAGUGGGUUCGGAGAUUCCUCAAGGCUUACCAGUGGAAAAAGGUUGCCCGCAACACUGCUGGCGAGAAGCAAGAGGGUCAUGUCAUCAGCAGAUCGGACUACGUGCCGGAUGCCAGAAAGAGCAUCACUGUCGUCACAUCUUCGUGGUCCGAUGGUACAGCAGGACCACUUGGUCUUUGCUUCCCUGAUGGAAGCCUUCGGCAGGAGGAUGUGGACACAUUCAAUAAAACCCAUGAGGGAGUGGCCAUGAUCUUUGCAUCGCAAACUUCUUCGCACUUCAUGACAGCAGAGACAUUUAUGGUAUACCUCCAUGGUUUGCUGACACCUGCAUUGUCGCUUCAGAGAAAGAAGUUGGGCGUGGCUUCCUCUACAAUGGCUUUAUUGCUCUGUGAUGCUUGGACUGGGUUCCAUGCGUGCAAGAACGGGCUCGAUGCGGCCGGAGGAUUCAGCGCGAAUGCGCAGCCGGUGGAUCAGUUGCAUCACCUGCUGCGCGCGCGGAUGGAGGUGGUUGAUGCUGAAGAGAUCAGCUGCGAGAGCGACUUACGAGAGCGUCCGCGCUACGAUACAUUGCCCAUCGGAACAAGCGGGCAACCAGUUCGCAACAAGGUGUACACUCGCACCUCUUUAGCAGAGCGAACUCUUCGUGCUUGGCUGUCGGUGCCGCGCAAGGCAUUCAUAUCAGCAUGGGUAGCAACCGGAUACUUCCAAUCUGAGCACUUUCCAGAGGAGCAACUGACUCCUGCACAGGCCAGAGAGGCGCUAGAUCCUACGGGAAUGCUGCUUUCCCUGGGCAUAAAGAAUGAUGUCAUUGCAUUUGGUUCCUCGCAACCCGAGAGGUGGUACUGGGCGCUGCGGAUGGAAGACGGAAAGGCAGCAGCACUGCCAAGUAUCAUUGCAACUUCAGUUGAGAAACUGGUUUGCCAGCACCGCCGCGAGCGCCAGAUUCUCCACACAAAGAAACCAUCUGGCUGGAAGAAGAAGCUAGAAGAUGCAAACCAGAGAAUCGGGUCCAUCGUCUACAAUGUCCGCCAUGGAUGCCUAGCUUCAACUGCCUUCUUGAAGCGUUCCACGACGCGGAUCAACGGCAAGGUGGAAUUCACAAGCAAGGGCGCUGGACACGAAAUUCUCAGGGUUCACUUCGAACUUGACGGUGAGGAACCGUCAGGGCCGGGCACCUACUAUUUGUCGAGCCUCAAGUUCGAAAAGAAAGCCAUUUGUUGUGUGAAGUCUUCUGGCCAAGAGCGAGAUGAUGCCAGCUCUGUUGAGGAAGAAGGUCAUAAAGAAGGUGAUGAGGAUGAGACCGAUACAGAUCCUCAAGAUACCGGUGAUGGCCUCAUGGCACCUCCAGAUGUGGAACCUGCAUGCAUUGAGGAACAAGAACUUGAUGAGUCCACUUCAGAUUCAGAAGGUCUUGAGGAAUAUGAUGGUGAUGCAGCUGAGAUUGAACAUGAGGAGCCUGUUCCCGCUCCAGAGCUGCCAGCCGGAAUCAAUCCCGGUGCAGCGAAUCGCAUCAAGAGAUACCACCUCUCUCCUGAGUGGUUGCAUUUGCAGGAUGCUGGUAACCACCUCCUUGUCUUGCCCGAUGUUGAAGGUUGUGGCGUGAACCGCCACCCUGCUGGAAACUUUUGGAGUGCCCGGUACCCAGGCCACCCCAUCAUGACGGCGACAUACUCCGUGUCCCGCAGUCCUUUGCGCUGCCUUGUGAU
Molecule: messenger RNA, 3587 nt
Organism: Durusdinium trenchii
Lineage: Eukaryota; Dinophyceae; Suessiales; Symbiodiniaceae
Source: the annotation of a GenBank genome assembly